AUGGCCGAGUUCGCCUACAACAAUAGCUACCAAGCGAGUAUAGAGAUGGCACUGUUUGAAGCUCUCUACGGGCGGAAGUGCCGAUCUCCUAUACAUUGGAGUGAGGUGGGUGAACGGGUAGUUUUGGGCCCCGAUGUGUUGCGAGAGGCGGAGGAGAAAGUCCUCCUUGCUCGCCAAAGGUUGUUGACGGCUCAGACGAGGCAAAAGAGUUAUGCAAAUAAACGCCGUCGAGAUCUAGAAUUCGCGGUUGUAGACCGCGUCUUCUUGAAAGUUUCGCCCAUGAGGGGUGUGAAGAGGUUUGAAGUUCGGGGAAAGCUUAGUCCCCAGUAUAUCGGACCGUAUGAGUACGUUCAUGACCCCGAGCAUAUGCUCUUGUUCGAACCGCCCAAGCUUCAAGAGGAUAUGACCUAUGAGGAAUUCCCGGUGUUCAUCAUUGCUCGAGAGGUGAGAAAGUUACGGAACUGCGAGAUUCCGUAUGUUAAAGUCCAGUGGAGCAAUCACGAUGAUUGGGAGGCUACUUCGGAGCUCGAGGAGGCGAUGAGAAAGCGUCAUCCUCAUCUUUUCGAAUAUUUGGAUUGA
Molecule: messenger RNA, 579 nt
Organism: Ananas comosus (pineapple)
Lineage: Eukaryota; Viridiplantae; Streptophyta; Magnoliopsida; Poales; Bromeliaceae
Exons: 2
Coding region: 1-579 (192 amino acids)
Source: RefSeq, a predicted model, not a curated record